AUGUUCCUUAUUCUGGCCCUCGUCUUCCUGGGCGGCUACGUCCACUACCUCUGGAGAGCUGAAGCCGCCCUUGGGGUAGCGUGGGUGCCCGACCCGGAUGCCAAGCUGUUCGAACAGCGGCCUCUGCUGCCUCCGCUCAAGGAGACCAGUAUCGUCACCUACACGCUGCCGCUGCACACAAAGGGCCGCGACAUCGUCGACGAGAAAGGCCGCCGCUUCAAGCUCUUGUCCGUCAAUUGGUACGGCGCCAGCGACGAAUUGAACAUCCCCAGCGGUCUCGAUAUCCAGCACCGCGACGUGAUCGCGCAGACCAUCCGCGGCCUGGGCUUCAACAGCGUGCGGCUGCCCUACAGCGACGAAAUGGUCAUAACCGACCCGCCCAUACCCGCCGAGCUGCUCACCGCAAACCCGGACCUCAUCGGGUUGAAAGCCCUCGACAUCUUCGAGGCCUGCGUGACGGCAUUGACCGAUGCGGGCAUCGCUGUUAUCGUCAACAACCACAUCACCCACUCGACGUGGUGCUGCGGCGCCGACCCUUGCGAUGCCCACUGGGCCAACGACCACCUCGGCCCGCUGUGCCGCAUCAAGCAGACCGAGGAGGACUGGAUCCAGCACUGGGAAACCAUCAUGCUCCGCUUCGUCGACAACCCCCGUGUCAUUGGCGUCGACCUGCGCAACGAGGUGCGCGGCGUCUGGGGCUCGAUGACUUGGGACAAGUGGGCCACGGCGGCCGAGAAAGCCGGCAACCGGCUCCUAGAGAUGAACAAGGACUGGCUGAUCAUCGUCGGCGGCACGGAAUCCGGCAACGACCUCACCGGGGUCGCCAAGCGGCCCGUCGUCCUCACUGUCCCGGACCGUGUCGUGUACUCGGCGCACGUCUACGCCUGGUCCGGCUGGGGAAGCCUUGAAGGGCGCUACUCAAAGCGCGGCUACACGUCAUUUGUCAACUCCAUGAGGCACAACUGGGCCUACCUGGUCGAGGGCGAUCAGGCGCCCGUGUGGGUGGGCGAGUUCGGCGCGCCCCACCACCCUAGCAUCGGCGACGCGAACUACUGGAACAACCUGCUGCGGUACCUUAAGGUUAUUGACGCCGACUUUGGCUACUGGGCCGUCAACCCGCGCAAACCAAAGGAUAACGUGAAGGAGACGUAUUCCCUGGUCGAGGACGACUGGGUCACGCCUGUACUGGACUACCGGAUGAGGGACAUGGUCGAGAUCAUGAGGGCUUAG
Molecule: messenger RNA, 1230 nt
Organism: Colletotrichum graminicola M1.001
Lineage: Eukaryota; Fungi; Ascomycota; Sordariomycetes; Glomerellales; Glomerellaceae
Product: cellulase
Exons: 1
Coding region: 1-1230 (409 amino acids)
Molecular function (GO): hydrolase activity, hydrolyzing O-glycosyl compounds
Source: RefSeq, a predicted model, not a curated record